Molecule: messenger RNA, 639 nt
Organism: Charadrius vociferus (killdeer)
Lineage: Eukaryota; Metazoa; Chordata; Aves; Charadriiformes; Charadriidae
Gene: CHCT1
Product: chromosome unknown open reading frame, human C17orf64
Exons: 5
Coding region: 1-639 (212 amino acids)
Source: RefSeq, a predicted model, not a curated record
AUGGAGGAGAUGAGCUUUAAGGGUGAACUGGACGGAGCCAGGGCAAGAGACAGCAGCAGGGACAGCACGGAUGGCCAGACCACAAAGAAGGAUCUGGCUGGCACAGCGAAGGAGGCAGCCUUUGUAACGGGCAGUGAGAGUGCUCCACCACACAAGACCCCGCUCAUCUGCUGCGCAGACGGCCUUGAUCAGGACACCUUUAAAAUUUGCAAGGAGCUUUUCAGACCCUUUAAGAAGUCACUUAGGAAACUGCAUUUGCCUCAGCACAUCCCCAAAGGCAAAAAAAUGAAGUACAUGAAGGAAAGUUUGACCAUAAUUGGGGAACGCAUCGAUCUGUUUCUCCAGCAGUACUGCAGAGCCUCAGAAGUCAAGCACUGGCAGAAGAUGUUGUGGCAGUUUGUCUCCCUCUUCUCCGAGAUGGAUGCAGAGCAGCUGCACAAGCUGUAUGAGCACAUCAAGAACAACCAAACAGAUGAGUUUCUGGAUGCACCGGUGCGUGCCGGGGACCGUGCACCAACCUGCAGCCAGCAAGAGCCUGCCGGCUACGGCUGUGCUAGCAACGAGGCUGCCUCCAAAAAGGCCGACAGAAGAAGCGACAAAUUCUGCCGUUAUGUAACGGUUGACAAAUGCCUUUUGUGA